Messenger RNA from Sorghum bicolor (sorghum), 3448 nucleotides. RefSeq names its product putative cyclin-dependent kinase F-2. Gene Ontology annotation, biological process: mitotic DNA damage checkpoint signaling; protein phosphorylation. Gene Ontology annotation, molecular function: ATP binding; protein serine/threonine kinase activity. The coding region runs from base 381 to 908 and encodes 175 amino acids. Gene Ontology annotation, cellular component: nucleus; cytoplasm. The record is from RefSeq and is a predicted model, not a curated record. Lineage: Eukaryota; Viridiplantae; Streptophyta; Magnoliopsida; Poales; Poaceae. The transcript has 2 exons.
UUGCAAUUUCGCGCGCCCGGGAAAACGCGAGGCCUACUCCAAACCUAAAAUCGAAUUCGAGUCGGAGUCGCUAGCGUAACUGCGUUCGAGAGCCACGCCACCGCCCACCGCCAUCGCAGCUGUCCGAUCGCGAUCCCCUUCCCUCUCCUUCAAUAUCUAGUUCAAUUGGCUUCUCCCAAUCGCAUCUUUCCAUCUCGACUCGCAAUUCGCACUCUCCAAUCGUGUUUCCAUCCCGCCUCCUCGCGUCCAGAUUCCCCACCGCCUCUCCAAUCUCGAGUUCAGAUUCGCUCUCGCUGCUCUCAGCUCGUGUUUCGAUCCCGUUUCCACGCGCCCAGAUUGCAGGCACUCGCUUUUUUCUCUCUCCCAAUCUCGAGCUCACCAUGUCUUCGGCGGCGGCGGCGGUGGUGGCGCCGGCGGCCCGCAAGCGUCCGGCACCGGACCAAGAACCGCGCGCCGGUGACGCGAAAAAACGGCCGCGGUGCAAAAAUUUCAGGAGCAUCGAAGAGUUCGAGGUAUUGGAGGUGCUCGGGGAGGGCGCCGAGGGCGUCGUGAGCAGGGCGCGCGACCGCCGCACCGGCAAGGAGGUCGCCCUCAAGUGGAUCCGCGGCGAUGGGCCCGACGGCCACGGGCCUCCCGACCGCCGCGCGCUCGCCAUGGAGGCCGGCUGCCUCCGCGCCUGCCGCGGCCACCCGUCGAUCAUCGGGAUCCAUGGCGUCGCCGCCGACCCCAAGACUGGAGACGUGCAUCUCAUCCUCGAGUUGAUCGAGGGCGGGUUGAGCCUCCGCGACUCCUUCUGGGAGACUUUGUCGGAGGAUGCCAUCCGCGGGAUGAUGAGGCAGCUUAUCGGCGCUGCGAAGAAGAGAAAAGAUGGCUUACUGGAAGCAGCGAGGCGAAAUAAGAGCAAUUAAAGAAGGUGAUGCUAAUACAAAAUUAUUCCAUGCUCUGAUGCUCAUGCCUUGAUCAAGUAUAGGUCCAGUCAGAUCAAAGAAAUUGAAGUGGACUGUGCAGUUGUCAGUGAUCAUGCUGCUAAGACCCAAGGUUUCGCCUCCUUGUACACUGAGCUGCUUGGUGCAGUAGUGGAUACAAGAUGGGAUUUCAGUUUACAGGAAGUCUGUGGUGACCAAGCCCCUGUUGAUGACUCCACCUUGUCAGCUCCCAUCACAAUCCAGGAGAUCUGUGUUGUGUGGCAUGGGCAGGAAUAGCGCUUGACAGGUUUGGUGCUUCCUUCUAUACUGCUGCUUGGGACUUUAUCAAGCCAGAAUUGGAACAACUUCUGUGUGCCCUCAACAACAAUGAGGCAGAAAUGGGGAGGAUAAAUAGAGCCUACAUUGUGCUGCUGCCCAAAAAAGCCAGGUGUGAUCUCACCUACAUUGUCCUGCUGCCAAAAAAGCCAGGUGUGAUCUCACCUGCAAAAUCAAAUUCAAAGUCUGGUAGCUCUUGACCAAACUGUAUUUAUGAAAGGGAGAUCGAUCUCUGAAAGUUUCAUUCUUGCCACAGAACUGGUUCAGUGCUGCUAUAAGAGGAAAAUUCCUACCUUGGUAAUUAAACUAGAUUUUGUGAAGGCUUAUGACUCAGUGAACUGGCAGAGCCUCAUGGUGAUUAUAUGGAGUGUUGAGGAUUCUCAAAAAAAUGGUGUUUGUGGAUCAGGUCGCUUCUCAGGACGUCCAUGUCAGCAGUAUUAGUAAACGGAGUGCAAGGACCCACUGUGACGGGGGGACCUCAUUUCCCUGUUCUUGCUUGUGGCUGAUGUGCAAGGCUCUGAUCAAUCAUGACGGCUCUAUCUCCCAUCCUCUUGCACCGGAUAGGAGCUGCCCCAUUCUUGUGGAUGACACACUGCUACUUAUCCCUGCAGAGCUAGCUGCAGUUCAGACACUCAAAUCCCUCCUGGACCAAUUCUCAGUUGCUGCAGGCCUGAUGAAGAUCAACUAACACAAAAGCACCUUGGUGCCACUGCACAGUUCUGAAGCAGAGUGCAGCCAGUUCAAAGCAGUUCUGCAGUGCAAAGUUGACAGUUUGCCUCAUGUGUACCUGGGGCUCCCCCUGUCUGAUGUCAAGCUCAAUUUGCCAGCAUUUACUCCAUUGAUUGCAAGAGCAGAUAAACAGCUCGCGGGAUGGCAAACAGUGUUCCUGAACCCCAAAGCAAGACAAGUUCUUGUUGUGGACAGUGCCAUCUCUUACCUCAUGGCUGUUAUGCUUCUUCCUGCAGAAACUAUUGAAUCCUUAGACCAGAAAAGAAGAGCCUUUAUUUGGUCAGGGAAGGACCACACCAAUGGGGCUAGAUGCAUAGUUGCAUGGAAUCAGGUGUGCAUGCCGAAAGAAAAAGGGGGGCUCAGAGUGAAGGACGUUGCCGUUCAAAACCAAUGCUUGCUGCUGAAACUUCUCCAUAGGCUGCAUCACUCUGCCAACUCUGCUUGGGCUCAGUGGGCACGUGAAGAAAUGGAUUUGAGCAUUUUGAAAGGUAAAAAUGCUGUUGGUCCUCAUUGGGAGGCGCUGUGAUGGCCGAGCAACAGACUUUUGGAAUGACUGCUGGACAGGGAAGGUGCCGCUACCUGCUUGCUCCUCUAACCUCUUCAGUCAUGCAAAGGUUAAAGAAAUUCAGCUUCUUUUUGAACAUAAAGAAGAAGAAAAGAAAUUCAGCUUCAAAAAGUGGUAGAUAAUGGAAUUCAUGAAUUCUUGGUACCAUGCCUUUCGAGAAUGACUGCAGGAGAGUUGGAACAGGUGUUAGGUACUAUCACUGAGAUAGUGCUUGAAGACAGUCUGCCCAUUUACUGCUGCUGAUGGUGUGCUUCAGGCUGGACCUGUAUACAAAGCUAUCAAAACACAUGGCAUCAGCCAGAGCCUUCUCUUGCUAGCUUGGUCCAAUUGUGCCCCCCCUCGGGUCCAGUUCUUUGCCUGGCUUUUGAUCCAAGAAAGAAUGCAGUGCUGAGCAAACCUGAAGAAGAAAUCAAUUGUAGAAGAUGACAACUGCGAGCUGUGCAAGCAAGCAUCAGAAAGUGUAGAUCCCUUGAUAUUUAGGUGUCCCUUUGCUACAAAUGUCUGGACAAAAAUGGGGUUUUUCAGUGUUCAACACCUUGGUAGGACUAAGAUGUGAGAAGACCAGAAUCUAUUCCUGUCAAACAGUAUCAUGUGUUUUUGCUGCUGCUGUCCUGGAAGAUCUGGAGCAUAGAAAUGAUCUGGUUUUUCAACAUAUGGAGCCAUCCUUUGCUCGCCUUGGUGCGGCAUUGAAAGAAGCUGCUGCCCUGUGGCAAUUUCGCUUUCCUAGUGGUGAUAGAUAUGUAGUCACAUAUUGGUGUAACACCUUUGUUUCCUUAUGGCUUGAAUCUGUUGAAUAUGUAAUUCCUCCAUGUAAAACCUCCUAUCAUGUUUGAACAGAAAGUGCUUUGCUGUUCCAGAGCAAUAUAGUAGGUGGGGAAUAAUCUUUUCCCUCUGCUUUCAUUUUUUUUAAAAA